AUUUGCUGUUAAUUGUUCUUACUAUUGCUUUUGGUUUUGUUCUGGCAUAUAUUUACUGAUGAUGAUGUAGCUAGAUACAACUUCUAGUUCUUGUAGUAAAGUUACUGUGCGAGAUUCUCAGUUUUUGAAGGUUAAUAUUUCAGCAGUAGAAAGCAAGUAAAAGAAUACGCUGUAGAUUUUGCAGCAUGGAUGAAGAAAACACAAACAAUGAAAACCUGACUAUUGCAUCUAAGAACCGUUCACCUGGAACAGAACCAGAUAGUAGUUCGGCGAACACAGUAGGCCAACAAAAUUCUGAGAAGGCUAAAGUAGAAGAUGAGAAACUCAGCGUCGUUCCAUUUUUCAAGCUAUUUGCAUUUGCAGAUUCUAAAGAUAUUGCGUUGAUGGUCAUCGGUGUAAUUGCAGCUUUUGCAAAUGGAGCGACAAUGCCUAUCAUGUCCAUUAUCAUUGGAAAUCUCGUUAACUCUUUCGGAAAUACGGCAGGAACCACAGAUGUUGUUAAACAAGUUUCAAAGGUAGCGUUAGAGUUUGUCUAUUUGGCUGUGGGGGCUGGUAUAGCAUCGUUCUUCCAGGUGGCCUGCUGGACGGUCACUGGGGAGAGACAGGCGGCACGGAUUCGAAGUUUGUACUUCAAGAGUUUACUUAAGCAAGAAAUCGGUUUCUUUGACAAAGAGACAAAUACAGGAGAAGUUGUUGGGAGGAUGUCAGGUGAUACCGUUCUCAUUCAAAAUGCAAUGGGCGAGAAGGUUGGAAACUUUAUCCAGCUGAUUGGGACAUUCCUAGGAGGUUUUGUAAUUGCGUUCGUCAAAGGGUGGCUUCUCACACUUGUCAUGUUAUCCUCUAUUCCUUUGCUCGUAAUCUCUGGUGCGGUCAUGUUCAUUGUUAUAGCCAAUAUGGCUUCUCGUGGACAGGAAGCUUACUCACAAGCAGGCAUUGUUGUUGAGCAAACUGUUGGAUCAAUUAGAACAGUUGCAUCAUUUACCGGAGAGAAUCGAGCUAUCACUAAGUACGAAAAAUCCUUAGCAACUGCUUACAGAACGGGUGUUCGUGAGGGAUUAGCUUCUGGAGCAGGUCUUGGUUGUGUUAUGUUAGUCACAUUCUGUUCUUACGCCUUAGCGAUAUGGUUCGGCUCUAAGAUGAUAAUUGAAAAAGGCUAUACGGGAGGUGAUGUCAUUAACGUGAUUGUUGCUGUACUGACUGGCUCCAUGUCGCUAGGCCAGGCAUCACCUCUUCUGAGUGCUUUCUCAGCUGGACAAGCCGCAGCCUUCAAAAUGUUUGAGACAAUUAAUAGGAAAUCAGAAAUCGAUGCGUACGCUUCCCAUGGACGCGUACUGGAUGAUAUACGUGGAGAUAUCGAGUUAAAAAAUGUUCAUUUCACAUAUCCUGCAAGACCAGAUGAGCAAAUAUUUAAGGAGUUCUGUCUACACAUACCAAGUGGCACAACUAGUGCUUUAGUCGGGCAAAGUGGAAGCGGAAAAUCAACUGUGAUUAGCCUGAUCGAGAGAUUUUACGACCCACAAGUAGGUGAAGUUCUCUUAGACGGAAUAAAUCUCAAGGAGUUUCAACUGAAAUGGAUCAGAGGAAAGAUUGGGCUUGUCAGCCAGGAACCAGCGCUCUUUACUUGUAGCAUUAGAGAUAAUAUUGCCUAUGGAAAAGAAGGUGCAACCAUUGAAGAGAUUAAAGUUGCAGCUCAACAAGCAAAUGCUGCAAAGUUCAUAGAUAAAUUACCGCAGGGCUUAGACACUUUGGUUGGUGAGCAUGGAAUUCAACUAUCAGGAGGUCAAAAGCAAAGAAUCGCCAUUGCUAGAGCCAUUUUGAAAGAUCCACGAAUUCUUCUUCUAGAUGAAGCUACCAGUGCACUUGAUGCAGAGUCUGAAAAGGUUGUGCAAGAGGCACUAGAUAGGGUGAUGGUUAACCGAACUACUGUAACUGUUGCUCAUCGCUUGAGCACAGUAAAGAAUGCAGAUAUGAUAGCAGUCAUUCAUCAAGGGAAGAUAGUUGAAAAAGGUUCACCAAUGGAGCUCCUUAAAAUUCCUGAUGGAGCAUACUGCCAACUUAUGCGCUUGCAAGAAAUAAGUAAAGAAUCUCAAAGAGAUAAAGAAAAAGUAGAAACUAUAAUUCAUUCAGCCAAUAAUGUACGCAGUGACAUGUCCUUUAGGCGAUCUAUAAGUCGUGGGUCUAGAAGCGGAAAUAGCAACAGUAACUUCUUCCCAAAUCCAUUUGGUCCAACUAUAGGAGUAAAUAUGCAAGAACCCCCGGUGGAAGACUGUGAUGCUCCCCAUACAGAAUCUUCAAAACAUUCCACAGAUAUUCCACUUCGCCGUCUUGCUUAUCUGAACAAACCGGAGCUCCCUUUUCUACUACUUGGUGGUGUGUUUGCAGCAAUAAAUGGAGCCAUAUUCCCAGCUUUCUCUAUAAUGCUUUCCAGUAUCAUAAAGACAUUUUUUGAGCCUCCAGAUGAGCUCCGCAAGGAUUCAGGGUUCUGGGCUUUGAUGUUUGUGGUCCUUGGCGCUGUCACAUUUGUGGCAGCCCCAGCAAGAACAUAUUUUUUUGCAGUAGCUGGAUGUAGGUUGAUAAAGCGUCUUCGCUUGAUGUGUUUCAGAAAGGUAGUUCACAUGGAUAUUGGUUGGUUUGAUGAUUCUGAACACUCUAGUGGUGCAAUUGGUGCAAGGCUAUCUGCAGAUGCGUCGACCGUGCGUAGUCUUGUUGGAGAUGCACUAGGACUGCUUGUACAGAAUGCUGCAACAGCUGUUGCAUGCUUGGUUAUCGCUUUUCAAGCAAGCUGGCAGUUGGCUUUCAUUAUCCUUGUUUUACUACCCUUUUUAGGAUUAAAUGUGUGGGUUCAAAAGAAGUUGAUGAAAGGAUUUAAUGACAAUGCAAAGUUGAUGCAUGAGGAAGCAAGUCAGAUUGCUAAUGAUGCUGUCGGUAGUAUACGAACAGUCGCCUCAUUCUGUGCUGAAGAAAGGUUGAUGAAACUAUACGAAGAGAAGUGUGAUGGCCCAAGAAAGAUUGGGAUAAGACAAGGUCUGAUUAGCGGAAUCGGUUUUGGUCUCUCUUUUUCCUUGUUUUUUUGUUUGAACGCAACCAGUUUUUAUGCCGGAGGAAGACUAGUGCAGGAUGGCAAGACACAAUUUCAAGAGGUUUUUCGUGUGUUCUUCGCUCUCACAAUGAUGGCAAUGGGAAUUUCUCAGUCGAGCUCACUAGUACCAGAUUCUAGUAAAGCAAAGACUUCAACUGGUUCGAUAUUUGCAAUUCUUGAUCAUAAGUCGAAAAUUGACUCCAGCAGUGAUUCCGGCAUUACACUAGUAGAAGAUAUAAAAGGAGAAAUCGUGUUUCGGCACGUCAGUUUUAAGUACCCAAUUAGGCCAAAUGUUCAAGUACUUCAUGACCUCUGCUUGGCCAUUCAUUCUGGCAAGACGAUAGCUCUAGUUGGAGAGAGUGGGAGCGGCAAAUCAACCGUGAUAUCGUUGCUACAACGAUUUUACGACCCUGAUUCAGGACAGAUAACGUUAGACGGCAUUGAAAUUCAGAAGUUUCAGUUGAGAUGGUUAAGGCAACAAAUGGGUCUGGUAAGCCAAGAACCUGUGUUGUUUAACGACACAAUUCGAGCCAACAUUGCAUAUGGAAAAGAAGGAACCGCAACAGAGGCAGAGAUCUUUGCAGCAGCAGCACAAGCUAAUGCCCACAACUUUAUUAGUGGGUUGCAACAGGGAUACGACACAAUGGUUGGAGAACGUGGAGUGCAACUGUCAGGUGGCCAAAAGCAACGAGUAGCAAUUGCACGGGCUAUAGUGAAAGGACCAAAGAUACUGCUAUUAGACGAGGCAACAAGUGCACUGGAUGCUGAAUCGGAGCGGGUAGUUCAAGACGCAUUGGACCGUGUUAUCGUGAACAGAACUACAGUUGUUGUGGCCCAUAGACUUACAACAAUUAGGAAUGCUAACGUAAUUGGAGUGGUUAAAAAUGGGACUAUUGUUGAGAAAGGAAACCACAAUAUGUUGAUAAAUAUGGAGAAUGGUGUUUACGCAUCACUGGUAGCACUUCAUAUGAGUGGUUCAUCGAAAUGAAGUCUGUUUUAAAAUGCCUCUUUUAUAAAAGAUGACAAUAGCAAAAUCCAAAGGGCAUGUAUGAAUUGAUAGGAGCUGGGGGAGAAUCAAACAACCGUAUCACAUAUUUUGUCUUCUAAACUAUGAUUUAUUUGUUUUAUAUGCAAUUGAUUGAUUUAAAUUGAAAGUAUGAAUCAGAUU
This is a messenger RNA of Papaver somniferum (opium poppy), 4247 nucleotides long. Its product is annotated as ABC transporter B family member 11-like. Bases 186 to 4067 code for a protein of 1293 amino acids. Gene Ontology annotation, molecular function: ABC-type transporter activity; ATP binding; ATP hydrolysis activity. NCBI's taxonomy places the organism in Eukaryota, Viridiplantae, Streptophyta, Magnoliopsida, Ranunculales, Papaveraceae. Gene Ontology annotation, cellular component: membrane. The transcript is spliced from 13 exons. The record is from RefSeq and is a predicted model, not a curated record. Gene Ontology annotation, biological process: transmembrane transport.